Mercenaria mercenaria is the source of this 7813-nucleotide messenger RNA. RefSeq lists its product as uncharacterized. The record is from RefSeq and is a predicted model, not a curated record. NCBI's taxonomy places the organism in Eukaryota, Metazoa, Mollusca, Bivalvia, Venerida, Veneridae. The coding region runs from base 816 to 4952 and encodes 1378 amino acids. The transcript is spliced from 6 exons.
GCACUUCAUGAGAGCAAGAGGGAGAUUUGAAAGAAAUGUUUGAGUGAAUUUUGAAUUCUGCAUGAAAGGACCAUAUUGAAGUAACACUGCUGUAAGAAAGGAGUUUAUAUGCUACUUCAUGAAGAAUGAUCAAGUAGAAGCUAAUUUGUUGUUGAAAAAGGAAAAGGACAGAAUUGAUGAUUAGAGAUGAAAUGGUGAGAGAGAGAUUAGUGCUGUUACAGCUAAUGAAAAACUGUUUGAUUGCCUCUCUGGUCAGUGAUUUAGGGCAGACUUUUCUAGGAUUUUACAAGUUCCAGAACCAGGAAGCUACUUUAUGGCAAGAUGUAAUGGAAACUGUGAGAAAUUGUUGUGAAGGUCACAGUGAAUGCAGGAGAUCACUGUUAUCAGAACAGACAGGAUAAUGGUAUAUAUCUUUUUCGACUCGACUUCCUGUUUAUUAACCUGAACUGAUGAAGAAGACGGCUUGUUGAUCAGAUAUACAGACUGAAGGAGAGAAGUUACAGUUCAAGAAACAAUGAAAUUAUAAGUUACAAACUCAGUUACCUGCUGACAAAAAGUUAAGUUACAAGCUGAGUUACACACUAAGAAAGAAAAAGUAACAAAUUCAGACACAUGCUGACAAAAGGAAAGUUACAAGCAGAGUUACAAGCCAAAAGCAUUAUUUUGUAUUGCAUUAAUAAGCUGAUAAGGGAAAGUAAACACAGGAACAUUGUUUAUGGAGGAAAAAUAUGAACGUGGACACCCGUGUGUGCUGUACACAGCACUGUUUGUUUGUGAGAGGAAACAUGUAAAUUUAAGGUUUCCAUGGAUACAAAAUGGCUGCCAUAUUGGUAAUUCUUUUGUGUUCAGUUUUAUUUGGGCAUGAAACUUUCGGAUAUAAACAGAUAGAAAAUGGAGGAAAUCAAAACACUUUACUGGAAAAGAAGGAAAAUGAAAAAUAUGGAAAAAGUAUAAAAGUUUUGAAACGUUCUGUUGGAGAGGUAAAUGAAAUUGGGGGAAGUAAUAUUAAUGCUGAUGUUGAAACAACAACAACAGUAACAAACAUUAUAAACUACUCGGCUCCAGGAAGUGACGUUACCCAUGAUGUUAAUGUAAAAUCGAUAACACCAAACUACGACGGAGGUGAUAAUCAAAAUUUUGAAAGUUCUCAUAAUGCUCAAAAUAGUAGUGAGUCUUCUAUGCAGAGUAAUAACAAUGGUAACUGGAAUAAUGCAAUAUCUGGAAGCAAUACGGACAAACAAGACAGUGAUAUUGAUUAUAAUAAAGCCUCAGGAAAUAAGACUGUAAAUAACAAUAAUAAUUCUACUGCCAUAUCUCAAAGUGCAAUAGCCUCAUCAAAUCAGUCUAGUGCAAUUUCACAUGAAUAUGCUCUGUCUUCUUCACAAAAUGACUAUAAAAAUGAUACUACAGACACUUUUGCCACCCCAGUAACAUCUACAAGAGGAAAUGUUUCUGGAGAAAUCACCAGUACGGAUAAAAUGGCUAACUUUAUCGGUGGAAGCAAUCUCAAUACUACUCCACGUAGUCAGGUGGAUAACAAAAUGAAUAAUGAUAUUCCAGAACUGACAACUCAAAAUCCAAAUGUUAACUCAAUAAUCCAAACUACCUCAGUAUCAGAUAAUUUGAUUUCCACAAAUCCACAAACAACUGUUCCCACAAAAACUGAAAUGACAACUGAAGUAUCCUCUCUUGUGACAACGACUUUGCAGACUCAGAUAGAAUCCCAUGCCGAUCAUAGUAGUCUGCCACCAACUUCAAGCUCAACUGGAGAUGAUGAAAUUCCAGCUUCUGCUGAAUCGUCAGAUGAACCAUUCACUGAAAGUAAUAAAACUACUGCUCAAGCUAGCAGUACAACACAGCCUUAUCCAGAAAAUACACCAGAACCAACUCCAACUGCAGAAAUUAUAAAGACAAACACUACCAAAAAUGAACCAGUUUCUGAACCAUUUAAUAAUGUGACAGAAUCUAUACCAGAGACAGAAGUGUCUGCAGAACCAGAAUUGAAAAAUGGAACUUCAGCUGCAACUCCUGAACCUGAAUCUCAGACAGAAGCUACACCUGAUCCAGUUCCAGAGCCUGAAGAUAAUUCAACAGUUGGAGACCCAGAAUCAUCACCUGCCACUGAGAAUACAAAUAAUACAGGUAGUGGCAUUCCAGAAAGUACUGCAAAAACUGUAACCAGCAUAUUUGAUCAAACAACAGUUCCCAUAAAUAAAAUAAACACUACUGAAAGUGAUAUUAAUGAAACAAAUGGGAAUGAGACAGCUGUAGAAAGUAGUCCUAAACCAACUGUUGAACCAAAUCAUAAUGUUACAAAUGCAAUAACUCCAAAUCCUGAGUCCAGUGUUGAACCAGAAGACACUGAACUUCCAACUAAAAAUUCCACAACUUCUGAACCAACAACUCAGCCAGAGAAAACAAGUACUUGGUCUAUAUCUACACAAAGAACAACUAUCAUGCCAAACUCUUCAACUUCAAAAGUAGAACCGGAAGGUCAAGUUACACCUGAACCGGAAAGUGAAGUAACACCGGAACCAGAGGCUGAAAACACCACCCAUUCAGAACCUGUUGGAGGAAAUACAACAAAAUUAAGUGCUUCUUCAACACGUAAACCAACUUUGAUGACAACCAGUGAAAAGAAAAUUCCUAGUCCAGAACCUACUAACAACCCAGAAACUACUGUUUACCCGGAACCUAGUCCAGAAACAAGUGAUAAAUCAGUUACUACUGCUAACCCUUCAAGUAAUCUCACUACCACAGUAAAAGUAACAGUUGAACCUACAGCUGAGCCAGAAAAGUAUAGUUCAACUGAACAAACACAUAUUGAUAAUACAACAACGGCCAUACCAGACACUGAAGUUGAACCUGAACCAGAAGACGAAAAUCCUAAGUCAGAGCCGGAAGAUGAAGAAGGUGAUUCUUCUGGUAAACAAGAGUUUGAUACUGAUGCUUUUGCUGAGCCGGGUCCAGAUUGGAAACUGGCUAAACCAAUUUGGAAGGAAGCAUGGGAAUUUCAUGUAUAUUUUUAUGGAAUAGCUUUCUCGGUAUUGGGGUUAUAUUGUCUGGUGACUCUAAUUAGGCUUUGGGGUAUGGAGCACCUGUUAAGUAAGCAUUAUUUUAUCACUUUACAUUUACUUGUGAUAUUUGUGUGUAUUUUACGUGCCACGUAUUUGAUGGUGGAUGCGUACAAUUCGUUGGGAACAUUUCCAUCCGGUUUGGAUUAUUUCAUAUAUAGUACAGCAUUCCCAUGUUUGACUGCAUUAUUCAGUAUACUAUUUUAUGCUUUACUUCUUGCUACAAGAGUACGGGUCAUUUCACCUAAAGUUCAGAAUCUAUGGGUGCUAGUUUUUAUUGUGUCAUUGCAUUUUUUGUUAUCAAUAUCCACUGACAUUGUGGUAGGAUUAUUUUCAAGUGCUUCAAUAAUGAUCUUCAUAUGUCAAGUCUUUUUCAUAGUUUGGGGAUUGUUGAUGUUCGUAGGCUACUUGGUGUUGUUUCGAAAACUUUACAAAGGUGCUAUAAAUCGUCAAAAGACAAUGAUGGGAAGUCCUCAUGAACACAAAAACACUGCCACACAUGGAUAUCAUGUUAAACCGUCUAAGCAAAAAUACACGCUUGGUCUCGCUGUGAAAAUUACUUUUAUUUCGGCAUUCUUCGGAGUGGCAAUAGUGGGAUUUGAACUGUACGGUAUGUUUGGUGUUUAUGGUGUGCUGAAGUUGGAUACAAAACCUGACCCAUGGCCAUGGUGGACAUACCAUACUAUUUUGAGAAGUUUAGAAAUUUUAAUGUGCUUAAGUGUAGCUUAUGUUGCUAGUCAACCAUUGAGAUAUAAAAUGAAGAAAAAUCUUGAUAAUAGAAUUCAUCAUUAUUUAUUACCAUGUUGUAUAUGCUGCUGUCCUGACAGUCUUGAUCAGAAUGAAAUUUACAGUUCUUCUAUCAGUUUGGAUUAUGUUGCCUCGGAGACGGAUCAUUUAAGCUGGUUGAAAAAAAUGAAAAAUAAAACAUCUACACCAAAGGCACCUUAUCCACCACACACUGCUGAAAAAUAUUCUGAUCCAGAUGCGACUUUGUUGGUGCGUAAGAUUAAACGAACUAGUAAACCAUCAAUGCUUGUGGUGGAAGAUGGUUUUGUACGAAUUAGGCGGGAAGAUGAAACUUUGCCGUCAAAUCAAUACGAGCUUGAUUCACGAUCGUCUCAUUCCAGUGAUAUGAACACGGGACCAGAUGACCUAACUACGGGUGCUGUAGCAAAUGUUGUGAAUUUGAACUAUACUGGUCAUAAUAGACAAAAUGCUGCACGCGAAAAUGUACCAGGUGUUAAUUUUGAUAACUAUUUACUGCAGGGAAAUGUUUCAAAUAAUGGAUAUACAAAUGAUAAUGAAAGUGCUGAUGAAACCGAUAUUGAUAUAGUUGUGACUGAGAGUGAACACGAAAGUGAUAGUCGUGAUUCCUCUGGAGGUGGGGGAAGUGGUACAUCAAAUAAAAGUGCUGAUAUCUUUAGACCACUGUCAAUGAUUGAUUUGGCAGCAAGCAUGGAAUCAGAAUUAGAGCGUGCAUUUCAUUCCAGUGGUGUUGGGGAAACAGAUGUUAUUUCGCACAAUAGUUUACCUGUGUCGUUUGAUGGGUACAAUACAGAUUCCAAUGGUUGUGCAUUUAAUGAAAGCCUUUGUGAGAAAUAUUGUGAUAAUAAAACUGCUGGUGCAGCUACUAAUCUUGAUUCAACAAAUUACUCGUCAGAUUCAGCGGACGAUCAGUCUAAAUCCAGUGCACAUGUACGAUUAAUACGACCUCUUGUGCGGCGAUGCAAGAGUGACGACUCCAAAUCAAGUUCACCGAAGUACAAACACUUCGAAAAAAAUAAGUAUUUCUCCGUGUCAAGUGUUGAUAAUUUAGGAAAAGAUGAAGAAGUCAAUACACACGUUGGUUCAAACGGAGAAAUGCGGACAGAGUUAUGAUAUUUAAAAAUAUGUAGUAAAUAUAAAUUAGUCAUGAUGUCCAGUGUAUUUUUGUUUCAUAGAUGAAAUCUGCUGUAAUGUCUCGUAAAACUGUUUGAAAUGUGUUCCAUAUUUUGACACGCAUUUAGUUUUGUAAUAUGUAUUCUUGAGAUUAUUUAUAAUUAGGAACUUACAUAUAUAUUGUGUAAUUAUACUACAUUGUACAAGGUGGUUUUGAUGGCUUUUUUUUUUUACCUAUUUGCAGGUAGCAUGUGUAUUUUUAGUUACGGUUUUUAGUUAAGUAAAGGGAGAUAAUAUUUGUACUCUGUCCUAUAAGGCAGCAGAGAGUUAUCUUGUCAAACCCACUGCUCAGCUUAUAUCCAAUUUGUUUAACAUAAUUUAUGCCAGCCAAUACUUUUCUCAAUUAUCUUGAAUAUAAUAUUUAAAUGCAUCUUUAUGAUACUUUAUAAGUUUUAAUAAGUAUUUAAUUUUGUUGCUAAAUCUGAAAUACUCCCAAAAUUAAUGUCUUGCAUAAAUUUCAGCCAAAUACUACCUCAAGACAAAAUAAGGUUUUGACACUUAAUCUAAGGUUAACAGAUAAAAACAGUCUCUGUAACUGUAUCAGCUUGCUCACUUAUACUCACUUAUAUAGUACUGUCACUUCACUAAAUAUAACUCAUAUUGUCUAAAUGUGCUAGAUGUCAAUUUAUGAUAUUAUAAGUACCUGUUAAUCUUAUUGCAUUUAUGACAAAAGUUUACUGUAAUUUGAGCCUUGAAUCAAUACCCUAACACCCUCUGUGCAAAAUUCUAUAAUUAUUGCCAACAAUUAAGUGUUGUGAGAUUUGUUUGCUCAAAAACAUUUUUUAUGCAAGUGGCUUCUUUUUCUUUUUUAUCAUUAGGUUGUUUAUUCAUACUGGUAAGCUCAAAUGCUACACUGGUUUUCAAGGAUUGCAGGUCAGUCUUUAAAGCUACUCACCCACAGUUUGGGUGUAACUUUUCAACAUGUUCAUUUCCACAAAGUUUGGCAUAGAAUGUACAGAAUGGCACAGAAAAAUGAUAAAGUGGGCAAAAAUAAAAGUUCGAUAUCGGUAAAUAUGCAAGAAAAAUGUAAUUUUUCUUCAUUAUUUCAAAAGCGUUGCGACGAUUUACUAGGUUCUGCACAAUAUUUUUGGUUAUUUAUAAGAACAUCUUGCAAAAAUCCUGUCAAUAAGUUUGUACCACUAGUCACUUUCAGAGUACUCAUUUUUUAUAGAUUUUUGAGGGAAGUUAUUUUUCGCCUAAAAUGUGUGGGUUAGUCCCUUUCAAAAAAUGAAUUUUUGCAUACAUUAGCUGGCCAGUAGACUGGUAAACAAUCUUUGAAAUUAUUUUCUUUUGAUACAUCAGGGAUUUUUUUAUAUAUGGAUAACUAUGCUUAUAUAUGGGAUAUUUUUUUUUUGUUUCAGGCCUUGUUUUGGGAGUGACAAGGGCACAAACUCUUGUUGGUAUAUUAAAGGGGAAGUAAUAAACAUGACAAACUUCUUGGCAAGUUAUAUCUGUUCGAAACUCUUUGAGAAUCAGCAGAUGGUGUUGUAGUGAAUUCUACUUUGAAUUUUAGAAACAAAUUUUCUGUAAUUGUUAAAAUAUUAAAUUUUGUAAUUUUCUUACACAAUUCAUAUUCUAGUAAAGAACAUGUUCUGCCUUACAGCAUAAUGCAAAUAUGAAAAGAAAUUCAGAAAUCUUGAUGAAUUUUAAUCUUUAUCAUUUAAAUGUUUCUCCCAUUAUAAAAAACAAUUUUGAUUGAAAUGUUUGUGAUAUCUUGAACUGGUUGUUUAAUUGUUAUUUCAAUAACUGUUCUUGUUAUGAAUUAGUCGAAACAUUAAUUAUAGAAAAGAACAGUAAAUCAUAAGUUCUCAUAUCCAUAAUAGUAUGUGUUGUUUGCUUACUGGUAGAUAUUAAAGAAAUUUUGUCAUUUGAUAGUUAAAGGCUAGAACUUAUUAAUGCUCAUUUUCUGUGCAGGGCCUUUAAACAUCAAUAUUUAAAGUCUGAAAUUCACAACUUGGGGGGAGAGUGAGUGAGUUUGGUUUUACAUUGAAUCGACAUAAAAUGGUCAUAUAUCGCCGAGGACCUAAUGUUGUUAUACUUUCUGGUCAUUCAGGAUCAUGAAGUCCAUUCAGUAUUUUCUGAGUUAUAGAAUUUCACUUAAGCCGAUGCUAGGGGGGCGCGAAGGGGUGUUUCACAUUUUCUUACCUCUCAUAGACAGACUUAAAUGGAUUCAGCUAUAAUAUUACAUGGAUGCUCUCUUUGCUUCUAAAGGGUCUUCUGAUAAUAUCACACUUAAUUUUUGAAUAUCAAAGUUCACAGUGUAACUUGAAAUAUUGUGCUGCUUUUGUGGGAUCUAUGUUCUUGACAAAUUUCUUUUUAUAUAAGCUAUAUGUAUCUGUUUAAAAAAGUGGACGAAAAAGAUUUAGAAUUCCAGAGCCAAAGUCUAAAUUUGUGACUGAACCAUUGAUGAAUAUUGACUGAAAAUGAGAAACUCGAUUUAUAUUUGAUGUUUACAAGAAGAGAGUAAAUACUGAAUAAUUUGCACAAUAAAGAGGGAUAUAAAACUUCUUUAAUGUGUAACAUAAUAACACAUAAAAAGAAGUUUCUAGAAUUUGAUACAUUUAAGUAUGAAGAGUAAAAGGUUGAAACACUGUUCCUAAAUUAGUAAUCAAAUUGUUUUUCUUUUUAAUCUUUGAAUAAUAAUCAAAAUGAUGUUUGGUUCCUAUGCAUAACUAUUUCUGUUAUCUAUGUAUUCAUUGGGACAAGUGAACAUUUUUAUGUACAUUUUUAUGCCAUUUUCUAUGUAAUAUUUAUAUUGACAAAAAUCCAAGAAAAAAUAUGAAAAUAUAUCAUAAAAGUUA